AUGGACGGAACUAUUAAGGAGGCGUUAUCAGUGGUGAGUGAAGACCAGUCCUUGUUCGAGCCUCCGUACGCUGCUGCUGCCCCCCUCCCCAAAACAGACAUGACCGCAUCUGGAGCACAGGACUUCGGUCAGACUCACAAGAUCCACUCCAUCCCACCACAGCAGGAGUGGAUCAACCAGCCAGUCCGGGUCAACGUCAAGCGCGAAUACGAGCACAUGAACGGCUCCAGGGAGUCUCCGGUGGACUGCAGUGUGGGGAAAUGUAAUAAGAUGGUGGGGGGUAAUGACACAGCUCAGAUGAACUAUGGAAACUACAUGGAUGAGAAGAGUGCCCCUCCCCCAAACAUGACCACCAACGAGAGGAGGGUCAUCGUACCGGCAGACCCUUUGUUGUGGUCCCAGGACCAUGUGCGCCAGUGGCUGGAGUGGGCCAUAAAGGAGUACGGCCUCUUAGAUAUCGACACCAGCAUGUUUCAGAACACAGACGGAAAAGAGCUUUGCAAAAUGAACAAGGACGACUUCCUCCGCCUCACCACCAUGUACAACGCCGAAGUGCUCCUGUCUCAUCUCAAUUACCUCAGGGAAAGUAGCUCAUCAUUAUCAUACAACGCUCCAUCUCACACUGAUCCUUCCCCACGCCUCGCUCCUAAAGACGACUCUUCGUAUGAUGUUGUUCGGAGGACAGGAUGGUCAAACAACAUGCACAGCGGCAAAGCAGGAUCUCCGGUCGUGCCUCAGAAUGUGACCAAGUCCACAGAGCAGCCACGCGCACAGCCAGAUCCAUAUCAGAUUCUGGGCCCGACCAGUAGUCGCCUUGCUAAUCCAGGCUCAGGUCAGAUCCAGUUGUGGCAGUUCUUGCUGGAGCUCCUGUCGGACAGCGCCAACGCGGGCUGCAUUACCUGGGAGGGCACCAACGGCGAGUUCAAGAUGACCGACCCGGACGAGGUGGCGCGACGCUGGGGGGAGCGCAAGAGCAAACCCAACAUGAACUAUGAUAAGCUGAGCCGUGCACUGCGCUACUACUACGACAAAAACAUCAUGACCAAAGUGCACGGCAAGCGCUACGCCUACAAGUUUGACUUUCACGGCAUCGCACAGGCCCUACAGCCACACCCCACCGAGUCCUCAAUGUACAAGUAUCCCUCAGACCUGGCCUACGUGCCGUCGUACCACGCGCACCAGCAGAAGGUAAACUUUGUCUCCCCACAUCCCCCCUCCAUGCCAGUCACUUCCUCUAACUUUUUCGGACCCACUGCGCCGUACUGGAGCUCGCCCACAGCCGGCAUCUACCCCAACCCCAACGUCCCGCGGCAUCCCAACACCCACAUGCCCUCCCACCUGGGCACCUACUAUUGA
Knipowitschia caucasica is the source of this 1356-nucleotide messenger RNA. The record is from the annotation of a GenBank genome assembly. NCBI's taxonomy places the organism in Eukaryota, Metazoa, Chordata, Actinopteri, Gobiiformes, Gobiidae.